Molecule: messenger RNA, 261 nt
Organism: Balaenoptera acutorostrata (minke whale)
Lineage: Eukaryota; Metazoa; Chordata; Mammalia; Artiodactyla; Balaenopteridae
Gene: UTS2
Product: urotensin 2
Exons: 3
Coding region: 1-261 (86 amino acids)
Biological process (GO): regulation of blood pressure; blood vessel diameter maintenance
Cellular component (GO): extracellular region
Molecular function (GO): hormone activity
Source: RefSeq, a predicted model, not a curated record
AUGUAUAAGCUGGUCUCCUGCUGUUUGCUUUUCAUAGGAUGCUUAAAUCCUCUCUGGUCUCUUCCUGUCCUUGACUCCAGGGAAGAACCCCUGCAGCUCUCAGAUCCCGGUACCAACAUUUUUUACCCAAGAGGAAGUGCGAGAAAGGCUUUCUCAGGACAAGAUCCUAACAUUUCACUGAGUCACCUUUUAGCCAGAAUCAGGAAACCAUACAAGAAACGUGGAACUCCCUCUGAAUGCUUCUGGAAAUACUGUGUCUGA